This is a messenger RNA of Anthonomus grandis grandis, 2668 nucleotides long. Its product is annotated as 7SK snRNA methylphosphate capping enzyme bin3-like. Bases 207 to 2492 code for a protein of 761 amino acids. The transcript has 12 exons. Gene Ontology annotation, biological process: snRNA modification. Gene Ontology annotation, molecular function: O-methyltransferase activity; RNA methyltransferase activity; snRNA binding. The record is from RefSeq and is a predicted model, not a curated record. Lineage: Eukaryota; Metazoa; Arthropoda; Insecta; Coleoptera; Curculionidae.
AAAAUGGCGUCAGCUUAGAGAAGAAGUAAAUUUGUAAUCAUUCGAAACGGCACCGCCGAGGUGGUCCAUCUUGCAGCGGACAAUCGUGUAUUUUGUGGCGAUAUCAACGGAAAUGUGAUUGGAAAGUGAUUUUAAUCGUAAAGACGACUAUAGAGAAUCCGUACAAGUUUUAUUGUUGCAGAUAGAGCAGAAUAGGCAUCUUAAAGAUGUCAUCAAUGAAACCUUUGGACCCGCCUGCUAGCAAACCAGAUUCGAAACCAAUAGGCAAUCGUAAUCAUGGCAAUAACAAAUCACAGAAUAACAGGAAGAGGUUUAAGGAUAGAGGUUCCAGAAAAAGAUCAAAAAGUUUUUCAGGAUGUGGUUUGAUCAACCCUAAACCGGUGUUGCCAACUAAAUUUUUAUUAGGAGGCAACAUAAACGACCCGCUAAACCUUAAUAGUUUACAGGAUGAAGAUAUUAAUAGGGCAAUGAACGCUGUUACACCCAAAUCAUCUCCAUUGCCCACACCUCCGAGGCGAAAAAUGCGUAUUGAGGUAAUUGUAUCUCCGAAUACUCAUGAUCCAUUACACUUGCUGGACUGUCAAGAUGAUAUUGAAUAUGAGGAGCAACUUUGCUCACCAAUCAAAAAAGGUCGAAAGAAGCGCAUUAAAAAGCGCCGAACGAUGUCUUCGUCGGUAGAGGGAGCCAUUCCCGACCCUACUGGCAAAUCAGAAGCUAGAACACCAGAGGCUUCAAGUGAUUCCGCAAAAAUACCAGAGGAUCCGGAACUUCAGGAUAUUAUUGAAAAACCGGUAGAAGUUAAACCAGCGCAAAUUUCAAAGGCCUCCAGGAACUUGUCUUUUGAUUGUGGAAAAGAGAAGAAGGAUAGACCAAAGAGGAGGUCUGAAGAUGGAAAUAUCAGCAAUGCAUCGAAAAGGUUUAAAAAUUCGAUGGAUAAAAUUGUUAGUCCGGUCGUUCCACAGCCAGGUGCAUGGCUUAAGAGGUCUACUUCCGUAAAGUUGCCUAAGCCUAGGCAAAAUAAGGUACCGGACGAGAAGGAACCUGUUUUUAAAGAGGCCAAUAAGAGGUUCCAGUAUGGAAACUACAACAGGUAUUACGGUUAUAGAAACCCAAACAAUGACACCGACCAUAGGUUACGGGUAUUCUCUCACCACCCUUACUUAUUCGAAAACAAAGAUAUCUUAGACAUCGGUUGUAACAUUGGACACAUUACUCUUAGUGUCGCCAGGGACUUUAGGGCUCGAACCGUUACUGGUAUAGAUAUAGACCCAAAGCUAAUCUCAAUCGCUCGGAAAAACGUAAAACACUACGUUAAAACCGAGGAAAAUACAACAGCGGGGUCCGAGACCACCCCCGAUACAAAAACGGUCCCUGAAAAAAGUAGUAGUGAGUUUUUCCCUAUAUCUAUGCCUAUAUUAUACGGACCUAUUGACAUUCCAGGGUUCCAUGAUUCAAGGGAGCAAGGCAGGGGCUUCCCGAAAAAUGUCACUUUUAAACAGUGUAACUAUGUAUUGGAGGAUGAGUCUCUAUUAGCGCUCGAACAGCCCCAGUUUGACAUAAUAUUAUGUCUGAGCAUUACAAAGUGGAUUCACCUAAAUUGGGGAGAUAACGGUCUUAAAUUAGCCUUUAGGCGGAUGUACGAACAGUUAAGGCCCGGUGGGAAAUUGAUUUUGGAACCCCAACAUUGGGCCGGAUAUAAGAGCAAGAAAAAGUUGACGGAAACAAUCUACAAGAAUUACAACUCGAUCGAGUUCUUCCCGGACAAAUUCAGGGACUUUUUGUUAUCUCCUACGGUGGGAUUUGCUAAGAGUGAAAUUUUAGGAUAUCCGCAACAUCGAAAUUCUGGAUUUCGGAGGCCGAUUCAAGUUUUUACGAAAAGUACAAUGUUCCCCAGCGAAAGGUAUGAAGGGGCGACGCCAAGUAAUCCGGUGUAUAAUGAUUCAGUUUACACCAAAAUUAUGGAGACCGGCAAAUACGAGUCUCAAACCAGCCUGGGCCCCCAUAGAGAGUACGUUUAUACAAACAUCUGCCGACCGUCAACCUCGUACAUUCCCGAAGAUAAUCAGGACAGUCAAAACGACAUUUGUCCCACCACUUCCCCUAACAUUUGCACCCCCUCUCCCACCGUUUUCACACCAAACUCGUUCACCGUAUCACCGAACGUUUGCACCAGGUCCCCGAUGGUUUAUUCCUCUUCCCCAAACGUUUCGACCAAAUCCCCGAUCGUUUACGCACCAUCACCGAACGUUUCCAUCACAUCUUCCCCGAUGGUUUACGCGCCGGUUCCCAAUGUUUGUACAACGUCACCGUUGGAACGUUUGUCUUUCUCACCAGAGGGCAGUCCUUACGUAGUCUCGGAGGAAUCAUGUGACCAUACGAAGACGCCAUCUAGGGAUAGUGUCAUCACAAGUUGUAUUAGCGCGAACGGUAUCGUUACUGAAGAGGUUUCCGAGGUGAAUAGUGAGCGAAAAACGGACGGAGAUAAGACUUAAUAUGUGGACAUCUUUUAAAGCUUGUCAAUUGUGUAUAGCAUCUUUAUGAUUAAUGUGUAUAGUAUUUGUUUUGAAUAUAGGCAGAAAACUCUAAUGUAUUUAUUAUAAGUUUUUUUGUACAAAUGGUUUGGUAGAUAUAUAGUGUUGACAAGUAAUAAAAUGAUGUGUCAGUUUAA